UCUCCCUUCAGCACAGAAAACACUGCUGAAUUCAAUCUUUUUAGCCUAAUUAUGUAUCAAUGCAAACACGAUCAGCUUAAUUUCCUGGAGGAAAGCCGUCUCCUUUUUGUUAUUCAGCCGGCACUCACUCCCAGUGAGCCAGUGUGUUAAUGUUCACUAACUUCAGAUGUCUGGUUGAGAGCAGCUCCGCACAACUAACUCUAGUACAGACUUUUGUUUAAAGUUUUAUUAUUUGAUUCAAAUGUGUGUUCACAUCAUCUCAUGCUGCUCCUUUCGUACUGCCGCUGUGUGAAAAUUGAAAUUUUAAUGCGGUUGUUUCACAUAUGAAACAAAUUUACAGAGUUGGAAUUUAGCUCCCACCCAGAGCGAGUUAACACCUUGACAGCUAUAGUUGGUGAGCAUAAUGUCUCGCUUUAGAUGUUGCUUGACUUGAACCUCAGUGCCUCUUGUUUUGGUCAAGUCUCAGCCACUUAUCUUGUUCUCAUCUCUCUUGCUGAAUUCUCUCUGAUGUCACACACCAAAAUCUUAAGUGUCAUAAUGUUUUGGGUUUUUUUUCUGUGAGAUUGACUUUCAGGUAUUCUUCAAAUUUCUCAUACUAUUGCAGUAGCAUGAGGUUUUUUUUUUUGUUUUUUUUAAUGAAGUGGAAUUACAUUUUGAUGUUAGUAUGUUUUGUUUUUUAAUUUUUUAAUUUUCUUAGUGCUUGUGCCCUUUUAUAACUGUUUUUUUGGUUGCAAUUAUGGUGCAUUCCAUCUGUUUUCCUGUAGGGGACAGCAGCACGCAGGGUUACAUUGUGAGGAGCUGAGUUCAUGUUUUUUCAUUUUUGAUUUUUUUAUUCGCAAACAUAUUACAUUACAAAUACACUGUAUAUAGUACUGUAUAUGUAUAUGAGAGAAUGUGCAGGUGAGGUAAGAAACCCAUCAAGGACUUAUGUUAAACCUCACCUCAACGUAAAAAAUAAAAAUUACAUCAUGAGAAAGGAGGAAAGAAAAACUGGAAGAUAGAUAGAUAGAAAGAAAGACAGAAAGAAGAAAAAACAUGUAUAAACAUGUAGAGGUCUGGCUCGUCAGGCUUCUCUCCCUCUGUCUUUCUUGCUUGCUCUUUGUAACAUGUCACCUCCCCACCCCCACGUCCAUGCCAUAAACAUGUCAAAUUAAAACCGUAAAACUAAAAAUGUAUUACCACCAACCCACAUGUAGGUAAACAGGUAAUGUACUCAACAUUAAUAUAAUAAAUCGUGUCAUGUUUUAGUGCACAGGGCACUGACACAAUAAGGCAAAAAACCUUUGUAAACCUGGUUUUUAAGAAAUGUAUACAUAAAAUUUUACUUACUAAGAAAUGCUAAACAGAAUAUUUAAAGAUGAUUGUGGAUUCCUACACACAUUUCUGUUAAAAUAUAUAUUUUCGCUCACAUUAUAGGGCUCUGAAACAUGCUUAUUCCCACACCUUUACACACACACCAGGUGGACUGAAGCUCCUCCCCUGGAUUCUAUUGGCUCAUUAUUUCCAGCAACAUAUGAUCUUUGCAUAAUGUGUUUGAAACAUAGUGGACACACCCACAUAAUGAGGGCCAGCAGUAGCUUCUAGUAGCAUAUGUUACCAUUAAAGCUUGUCAGCACUUAUGCAUUGUAAAUGGCAUUGUUUAACCGCUGUGUUGAUUUAUGCAAGAAACAUGCAUAUGAUAUUUUCUGUCCCCAGAGCAACAUUUUGUAUUCUGACAGCUAGUAUUUCUUUGUUUACCAGUCUGGAUCAGGCUAGUAAGCGAGAUUUAUUGAAGUCCAAUGGUUUAAUUAUUACCAAAACCAAAGUGUCUAUCCGCAUGCAGAGACGCACCUCACAAGAUAUAAAGUCUGUGUCUUCACUUUCUCACCUGACACUCUUGUCUUGUACCUACAGUUUUGCUUUGCGGUCACACAGUAUAUCAUGUCAAACAGUGUUAAGAGUUUUUCAGUGGGAUAUAAUCCCAUAAACAAAAGCGACAUUUUCACCAGUGGUGAUCGCCUUACAGGACAGAUUACUUUAGAGCUGGCAAGCGUCAGCAAAAUAGAUUCACUCAGUGUAAAGCUGAAGGGAAAAGCAGAAGUCAAAUGGACUGAGAAUUAUGGAAAAACAAUUGUAACAUACCAUAACAAAGAGAAGUACUUCAGUAUCAAGCAGUUUCUCAUUCAGGAGGGCCACGGCAAUAUUGCUGUUGGCCCGGGCUGUCAUGUUUACCCAUUCACCUUUCAGAUUCCAGCACAGGAGCUGCCAUCCUCCUUCAAGGGCUCCCAUGGAAAGAUCAUGUACUCACUGGAAGCAAACCUGAGCAGGCCCAUGAAAUUAGACAGCAAAGCUAAGGCGAAGUUCACCCUCGUCCACAAAGGAAACCUAAACAGUGAUCCAUCGUUGAUGGCUCCACAACAAGAUAUCAUUGAUAAGAAAAUGAAGCUCUUCACAUCAGGAACAGUGGGCAUGGAUGUAAAUAUUGCACGAACAGGCUUCCACCAAGGGGAAGGCAUAAAGGUUGUGGCCUCCAUUCAGAACAAAUCAUCUCGUGACAUUAAGCCCAAGUACUGUUUGUAUAAGAAGAUCAGCUACUUUGCGAAGGGGAAGAGGAGGGUCGAAACCAAAGACAUCCUGAAAGAAGUGGGCGAAGCCAUCCCACCUUCUGCAGGUCAGACUGUCACCAGGACCAUCACCGUCCCCCCCACCACCUGUGUGUCCAUCUUAAACUGCAGAAUCAUCAAAACAGAGUACAGGCUCAGGGUCUAUCUGGAUGUUAAGUAUGCUUCAGACCCUGAGAUCAAGUUCCCCAUAGUCGUCCUGCACGCUUCACAGGAACCUGAUGAAGAGCAGCCACCUGUAUAUUCUGACUUUGGAUUUGGAGCGUUUGUUAACUCAGGCAUGGCAGGAGGCACCAGCUUCCUACAAAACCCAGCAGCCUCAGGCCCUUCUGCUCCACCUCCACCCUAUAGCACAUAUGGGAUGUACCCCUCCUUGACUGGUUUUGAUGGGAAAUCCUAGAAGCUCAAAUAUGGUUUUGAGUGCACUUUUUUUAAUUAACAGUACAACACAUGACUUUAUGUUUGGGACUACCACUAUUAAAUACUUAACAAGUCUUUGCUUAAACCCUUUUAUUCAGAUAAAGGGCAAGACUGAUGCCAUUGGAAAGACUUGAAGAGUAGGAAUGAAGAUAGUUGAUUGUUUUAGGGGCUAAAAAGUAGAAAACUGUACGUAAAAAAUAUGAUAUUAUUGGUAUAAUAGUUUUGCAUUACUUAACAGUGUUACAGUGAUGUUUAUAGGACUGGGUCUCUGACGUUAAGUUGAAGGUUGUUAGUCCAGUCUCAACCUUUACUCUGUAUAGUGACCCUUGUAUCACUGAUCAGCUCCUGUAUCACUGAGAGGAUGUGAUUACCAAUGAUGACUUUGUUCACUUAGGUUCAUGGUGUUGUGCUUAAUGAGGAAUACUGAAAUCUUGAAUGUGAAAGUAUGUCAUAAACUAUACAUGUUUGCUUAUGUUUGCUUUUUUCAAAUAUCAAUAAAUAUGAAUAAGCAUUA
Seriola aureovittata is the source of this 3534-nucleotide messenger RNA. Its product is annotated as arrestin domain-containing protein 3-like. Gene Ontology annotation, cellular component: plasma membrane; cytoplasm. Gene Ontology annotation, biological process: protein transport. The record is from RefSeq and is a predicted model, not a curated record. The transcript has 6 exons. The coding region runs from base 1921 to 3000 and encodes 359 amino acids. Lineage: Eukaryota; Metazoa; Chordata; Actinopteri; Carangiformes; Carangidae.